Molecule: messenger RNA, 1182 nt
Organism: Trichomonas vaginalis G3
Lineage: Eukaryota; Parabasalia; Trichomonadida; Trichomonadidae
Product: lung seven transmembrane receptor family
Exons: 1
Coding region: 1-1182 (393 amino acids)
Source: RefSeq, a predicted model, not a curated record
AUGUUUGCGCUUUUAAUCAUCUUUUCGCACUCAAAAGAACAUUCUAUCGCAUCUAGAUCACGAAAACUAUCAUUACCUCAAUUUGGAUUCCUUCGUGGCGGUUCCAUUCAUGUUGAACUUAUAUCAGAAACUGCAGAAGAUUUCCGUUUUCAUAUGGUUCCAAGAGAUAGAUAUGAAAUUCAAAUCAGAAAUGAUUCUAAAUACUGUACAAUAAAGUAUGGAAUUAUUCCAAGAGUCAGAAAAGAGAUUUCUUCUGAUUUUAAAUAUAUCGAAUGGUACAAUCAGAUAGAAAUUUCCGGUGUAUAUCAACCAAUGAUCGUUGUAUGCUCAAAUGUUACUUCAGAAUAUCACGUAAAAUACGAUAUCAAAAAUCCAACAUUCGAUUUCGAUUAUAGAUACUUGAAGAGUGAUACAGUCUUCCUCAUUUUUGAUUGUCGUUUUAUUUGUUCUGCUGUUCUUGGAAUAUCGGCAUGGUAUUUAUAUCCAUCUUUCCUUAUUCCAAUCCAGCUUUAUACAACAUUAUUGGCAGUGUUAGCAGCAGUUUCUUAUGAUUUCAAUGCAUACAAGUAUCAGAAAAUGAUCAAAGAAAAUCAAUUCGUUAGCAAAAAAUUUGAAUUAUUAAAUGAUUCACUUUUGAUCCUCACAAUUGUCCUUUCUCUAAUAAUCGGGCAUUUAGUUAGUAUGGGCUAUUCAAUAAUUGCUAAAUCAAUCCAAUACAAGACCCAAUUGAAUGUUCUCAUUACACCAAUCAUAAUUGGUGUUUUUAUCUAUCUUAUUCAGCACGGAGAAGAUGAAGUACUGAAUAUUCUAUCGAUCAUCGCAUCCAGUUUUCCAAUUUGCUAUUACCUGUAUAAUAUCAUCAAUAACGUUGCAUAUUUACUUGAAGCAUCAAGCGAAGUAACAGAUAAUACGAUGAGUCUGAAGAUAUCCAUGACUUUAAAGGCAAUUUCAAUAUGGAUUUCUUCUUUAGUUUUCUGUAUCAUUUCAAUACCUCAAGAAAAAGGCCGCAAUUCAAUUAUAUUCUGGUCAAUAUCCCUUUUCAUACAAAUUGGAUGUCUCUCAAUUUACUUUGUGUUUUCUGGUGGAUAUGUUACAGAAGAUGAAGAAGAGGAGACAGUUGAUAAUGUAAUUUAUAUUGAAGACCCGAAUAAUGAUUCAAGAUUGAUGGUUCUGGAACCAUAA